CAGCUCAGCUGUCAUCUGGACGGUGGUCAUUUAAUGCCGUGUGUCGGAACGAGAGCGCAGACGGUGCUGGUGAGCGAAACGGCGCGCUUUGUGUUUAUGCACCGUCGAGGUAGAGUUCUCAGUACCGUAGUAUUCGUAUGCAGCAUCGGACGCAGUGAGGUUACCGUUUUGGCAAUAGCAACAGCAGCUAGUGGCUAGGGAAGGGCAGCAAAACGUUCGCCUCCGUCCGCAUGCAGGGGCUGUUGACCGUAGGACGCUAAAGUCAACCAUCGUCCAAGCAACGCAACAACUCCUAACAAACGCAGAAGAUGCACGAACAGUGAGACAUCCACCGCGCCCGCUCCAGCCCGUAUCCAGCGUCCGUGUGUGUGUGUGUGUUGCGACACGUGGAACGGUCGUCCGAGAGUCGUCCUCGUUAGAAUUUUAUGGUUUCCACCUUCCACCAAACACGAAGAUACGUAACCCCGGCCGGAGCACCAGCGGUCAGACAUCGUCCGGAUGCAUAUGACGCAGUUUAGGAGAUUCUAGUUGUGAUUUCAUCAACAUCGACAAACCCUGCAACACUAGCUGCUAGCGCUUUUGCGAGUACCGAAAGUGUGAACUUGUACGCAUCCAGCUUCCAAAAAAAAACCGCCCCAAUCAACCAUCAAACAAAAACACUUUCUGGCCCUUAAAAGCAAAGCCCGAAAAAAACAAGGAAACACCGUAUUGAAAAUAAUACCGCUCAAACAUGUCGUCCAGCUGUUGCGGCACCAAGAAACAGAAGCUUAACGGGAACUACUCCUCUGCCAACGGAUACUGUACGUCCACGAGCAAUAGUGCGGGACGCACCAGCAACGGUGUCGCCGAGGGCACCCAGAACAAUCACAGCUAUUACGGGCGCGGCUCGGGGAGUAGCGGUGGCGGCCAGCAUCAGCAGGCGCAACAGCAGCCCCACCAGCAGUCAUCCUCAUCGUCCUCGUCCUCGUCCUCGUCGUCGUCGGCUGCGGCCUACAAUGGCUAUCUGAUGAACGGGCACGGUAACCAUCUGCCGCAUCAACCGUCGAUGAUCGGUUCGAUGCCGGAGAUGUGCUUCUACUGCUUCGAGGUGCUGUACCGCGAGCUGCACAACCUAGAGGAACCACGCACACCGUGCUUUACCAAUGAUCCAUACCCACUGUUCGUGACCUGGAAGAUUGGCAAGGAUAAGCGGCUGCGCGGCUGUAUCGGUACCUUCAGCGCAAUGCGUUUACAUUCAGGACUUCGCGAGUAUGCAAUAACAAGUGCUUUAAGAGAUUCCCGUUUCUCGCCAAUCACCCGUGAUGAGAUCCAAAGACUGACCGUCUCGGUGUCAAUCCUGCAAGGCUUCGAGGAGGCACGCGGUUACCUGGACUGGACGCUCGGCAUACAUGGCAUCCGGAUUGAGUUCUACAACGAGCGUGGUUCCAAACGCACCGCGACCUACUUGCCACAGGUUGCUACGGAGCAAGGAUGGGACCAAACGCAGACGAUUGAUUCGCUGCUCCGAAAGGGUGGCUACCGGGCCCAGAUUACGCCCGAGACGCGCCGCUCGAUCAAACUAACCCGCUACACCUCACAGGAGUGUCAAAUGUCGUACAACGAGUAUCGCGAUCUGCUCGAGAAACAAUCUCACUACCACGGCCAGCUCUGUAAGAUGCAAUGCUAACAUCAUCAACCGAACCGGCACCACAGGCGCACGGCGUUGCCAUUCAUCAUCGUUAAUUAUCGCACGCAAGACGUUUCCGCGCGCGUUUCCGUCUUCGUUCGGCACACCGUUGUGCAUUGCCUAUUCUAUUUUUUUAUUCUUUUUUGUGGCAACUUUUUCUAACCAUUUAUUAACACAACCCGUGGCCUAGUUUUGCUUGACAUAUAUCGUUAACUAAUUUUUGCGUUUACCAGUUGGUUACGAUCCCCUUUUCCUUUAGGGCUUUUGUAAUGUUUUGUUUUUGUUUUUCUUUUUUGGCAUUUGGCUUGAGUGUACAGUUUUUAGAUUUACUUAUUGAGUCACUGAUCAGUUAGUGACAUUUUCGCUUCAAAAUUACACGCGUACGCGGCACCUGCUCUCGAGUGUAAUAUACGAUACCCGCUCGAGUUUUCAUUGUCAGCAAAUCUUUCGUACAGUGCAUUGGUGCAUUCGUGAAGAGUUAGCGUAUCUUUUUCAAAUUGAAAAGGUUAUCCAGUUUUGGUGGAUAACACGAAUCGUUUGCAUGUAAUCUUUUGUCGUUUCGUAUCUGGUCAGUGGUGUUACUUUGAUCAAUUGUUAGAUUAGUAGUCCACGAGAUGCACUAUUAUAGUCGUCCGGUGCGAUCCUCAAAAAUCCGCGUAUAUCGAAACUCGGUGCAAUUUCGUUAAACAUUGAAAGUUAUAGGAUCAACUUCUUUCUUUGCUCGUAAUGUAUUCCACUUUUUGGGCGAUUUUUUUUAACUAAAACAUUAACACAAAUAAUAUUUUUUGUUAAUAUUUUCCCUCAAAAAGGUGACGAAAAUACGGAAGUCAUUCCGAGCAGUGAUGGAAGUUGGAUCUGUAACUGUCAAAUUGUUUGACCUACGUGAAAAUUCGAGAUACUUAGGGCAGGGCCCGGUGGUGCAUGUGAUAAACCGGUCCGGUCCACACGGGCAGGACCGGGUUCAAAUCCCAUCCGGACCGCGUCCCCCUCGUAGCAAGGACUGACUAUCCGGCUACGUGGUAAAAAUAAGUCUAGUAAGCCAGAAAUGGCCGGCGUGGCCUGUGGAGGUCGUUAAAAGCCAAGAAGAAGAAGAUUUUUGGGAACUUGUCGGAGAUCGGAUGCAGGCGUGGAUGAAGGACUGCAGUCGUAGACCAAGUUUCCUGGAAACGGAUUGUCGACCAGGCUAUGUCUUCGCGACGUGCCCGACCAUGAGCAGAUCAAAAAGAGAGCUAAAGAGAGAGACUUUUGGGGGAUUUCUGCAGUCUUCUGUAAUGUGUAUCUCAGAGGCCACCUACAUUGUGUACAGAUACCAAAUAAUAACUUGCAAAAAACCAUGAAUAUGAAUCGUUUCUACUUCCUGUUUGACAGUUCGCAAAUUUUAUCGGUCUUGGGAAGGCCUAGAUUCUGUGGGAAUUAUGUCUGGGAGUUCUGGAGCGUGUGACUUUGACGUCCGGUUUCUGUGUCUGCCCAAAGACAGACGGCACACGAUCCCGUCGAGAUUUGAACACCCGAACCGGAACCCCUACUGUACCAUUAGAUCGGCCCAUUUUUGUUCAUCUAAGGCCUCCGGGCCACAGUGAAUACAAGGAAAUAGAUGCAAAUUGUAGCAUUUAUAGCUCUCUUGAGUAAAUUUCUAACAAUAAACAAUGAGCUUUGCAAAAUAUCUGGAACGUCCAUAGAAAUGUUUGCAAAUAGCAAACUGCUGUAUUGGGCACUCUUGGUGAGUGUGUCUAAUAAAAUGAGAUAUCGCAAAUGCAAAGCUUUUAAAAUUUCGACUAUAAACUCACGGUUGCAGAAAAGUGAUUCAAGUGUCAAGAUAAAGCUAAGUGAUGCCGUGGCCCGGAGCAUAACGUUACUAACUAAUACUGUUUACGUGGCAUGCAAAAUACAAAGACCGGUACAAACCAAACCAAUAUCCUUACGCUUAUCAUACGACGAUGGAACAUGUUCGUGCUAAUGGUAGCAAAAUGGCGGUUGCAUCAUACGAGCGUUUUAAUUUUAAGCUCUAAAUUUCAUAUGCGUUUUAUUUUUUAUUUUUUUAAUUUUUACUUCUAAUCCCCUUAAAUUGCACUACUCAGUGGUGAACUCGAAAGAAUUCUUACACCCAGGCUAGUUUGCUAAGCGAGAUAACGGAUUGUUAAUGUAGCAGUAGACGGGGUUAAUAACUAUUAUUUGUCUAUCUAAGGUAUGAGCAUAGGUUAAGCAUAAUCGAACAUAACGUUAACGCUAUCAGAUAACACUAGUACCGUAUACCGUGUUUUAGAAGAGCGGCAACAAAAAUUAUUGCUACACUGUUACGCUGGAUAAAGCUAUCCUUUCAAUUCAGCAGGGCCUGAGUGCAAUGCGCAUUCGAACAGAUACGUAAAGCCGAGCCGAAAAUGUAUCAGGUGAGGAGUGAGUUCUACUGGCACGAUGGGCUUGUCAAACACUUACCGCUCAACCAGCAAAAUCGGUGCAUUUUCACGAAAUGUGUUCGACUAGCUGCAGUGCUAAUGAAAACAAAACAACAACAACAACAAAAACGGUUUAUUCACAAUAAAGCAACAACAAACAAAACCCGUAACCCAAGACAGCAGCACACUCUAAAGCAACCAACAUUGAUAAUUGAUAAGCAAAUGAAGCAAAAACGAUGCGAAAAAUCAACCAAGCCGGAAAUGUGGAAAAAAAGAACAAAAUAAUAACACAAAUGCAAAGAAAUGAUAAGAAGAGAAGGAUGAAAAAAAAAGAAAAAAAAAGAUGUUAUACUAUUAGACAUACGUUUAUAUUUUUCCUCUAAUAGGAUGCGAUAAACUUAAACAGAAGAACCUUGAAAGAGAGUAAGAAAACGAACGAGACCGAGAGAGAGAGAGAGAGAGAGAGAGAGAGAGAGAGGGAAAGAGAGAAAAAACAAGCAGGUGAUAAUGUGAUUGCACUUCACUGCCACAUUACUUUAAACUAAGGGUGGGAGGCAACUCGAACGCAUCACAGGAAGCCCGAGCACCGGAUGCCCGCUUAUGACGGAUGUUUAUUGCGACAACGACGAUCCUUGCCAAGUGGCGGGUGUAUAGAUAUUUAUGUAUUUCUUCGCGUUGAUACGUAUGUAUAUGCUUCUGGUAUGCGCCUAGAGCUGCGCGUCCGGUGCGAGCGUUUCUUGGGUGGAAACAUGCCCGUACAGCAUCCCGCAAAUUCGAUUAAUUCCAAUACAGUGGAGAACGGUGUUGUUUUAAUAAAAAUAGAUUCUAAAACCCAAA
Molecule: messenger RNA, 4896 nt
Organism: Anopheles funestus (African malaria mosquito)
Lineage: Eukaryota; Metazoa; Arthropoda; Insecta; Diptera; Culicidae
Exons: 6
Coding region: 731-1666 (311 amino acids)
Source: RefSeq, a predicted model, not a curated record